CUGGGAAGACCAGGGUAGAGGGGAAGGAGCAUGUGUUGCAUUUUGGACAAAUAGGGUGGCUUUGGGGCAUUCCAGUGGGGGAUAGUCUUCCCAGGGGAUGUUAACUCACUAGUGGAAUACACAGAUCUGGACUGGCUCUCAGAAGCAAGAUCUGAGAUACAAAUUCUUGCCUCAUCCAAACAGACGUGGGAACUGAAGCUGUGAAUACAGCCGCCACAGAACAGGAAAUGAAGGAUUCCUAUGGUUACUGUCCAGAGAAAGGGCGGCAGUGUGCACGGGAAACAGGUGGACCAACAGAAGCAGGAGGACAACCAGGAGUCCCGUACCCCAGAAGCCCAGGGGAUGAAGUCCAAUAUGAAAAGACGGACGCGGCUCGUGCAAACGGGUUGAGUAGAGACUCCUUUUUGUGUUUUUACUGUGCUUAUUUCUAAGUCUUCUAGAAACACACACACACACACACAAAAACAAGAACAGCUUGGCUUUGUGGAACCCAAGAUGCCCGUCCUCCGCCUGCCCAGGCUCUAAGAUGCGGCGUUUCGGAAUUUAGGAACAGCGCACGUGGUUUUCAGACUGUGCCCCUCUCGGACAUCGGAAAACCUGCAUCUGCACAAAAGUCGCGAACCUAACUGGCUUCAAUUUCUGCUUAGAAUUUGCCGGCGAAGCAUCGACGACCAUUGGGCCAGACCGGCGAGAAGACGCGGGCUGGGUACCCAAUCUUGGAAGUCGGGGGCGGUGCGAGCCAGGACCCCGCCCCUCCGCGAAGCCAAUAACUCGAGACGGGCGCGGGAGGGGCGUGGCGGGCCUUGCAGGCGCCGUCGUGAUUGGCACUUCGGCUCCCGCUGCCCGGGAGGCUGCCCCGACGUCUAGCUCCGGAGAACCCCAGGCGAUUGCGGACCUAUGAAGUUUGUCCGCUCCGGGGUACCGUAGUGGCUUUUAGCCCGGCCGGGCGGGCGGGCAGGGCUGGCCUGGGCUGAGCUAGGCUGGGCGCCUGGAGGCAGGCUCAGUCCCGGAGACCCUGAUGGCUGCGGUGUUUCUGGUGACGCUCUAUGAAUACUCGCCGCUUUUCUACAUCGCGGUGGUCUUUACCUGCUUUGUCGUGACUACCGGCUUGGUGCUAGGAUGGUUUGGCUGGGAUGUGCCAGUAAUUCUGAGAAACUCAGAAGAGACCCAGUUCAGCACAAGAGUUUUCAAAAAGCAAAUGAGACAAGUCAAGAAUCCUUUUGGCUUGGAGAUCACUAAUCCAUCUUCAGCUUCAAUUACAACUGGCCUAACCUUGACAACAGAUUGCCUUGAAGAUAGCCACCUCACCUGCUACUGGGGGUGCAGUGUGCAGAAGUUAUAUGAAGCCCUGCAGAAGCACGUUUACUGCUUCAGAAUAAGCACCCCCCAAGCUUUAGAAGAUGCUCUGUAUAGCGAAUAUCUGUAUCAAGAACAGUAUUUUAUUAAAAAGGACAGCAAAGAAGAAAUAUAUUGCCAGUUACCAAAAGACACUAAAAUUGAAGACUUUGGUGCAGUGCCCAGAUCUCGCUAUCCACUUGUAGCGCUGUUGACCUUAGCUGACGAGGAUGACCGAGAAAUUUAUGACAUCAUUUCCAUGGUGUCAGUAAUUCAUAUUCCUGAUAAGACUUACAAGCUUCCCUGCAGAAUAUUGUAUCAGUAUUUACUCUUGGCUCAAGGUCAAUUUCAUGAUCUUAAGCAACUUUUCAUGUCUGCAAAUAAUAAUACCACUCCCUCCAGCCACCCCUCUCCAGAAGAAAAAAACACAGACCGAAGCUUGUUGGAAAGGGCCGGACUGUCUGAAAGCGAAGUGGAGCCGUGGGAGGAGAACAGCAAGGACUGUGUCGUCUGCCAGAACGGGGCCGUGAACUGGGUGCUGCUGCCGUGCCGGCACACGUGCCUGUGCGAUGGCUGCGUGCGCUAUUUUCAGCAGUGCCCAAUGUGUAGGCAGUUUGUGCAGGAAUCUUUUGCACUUUGCAGUCAGAAAGAGCAAGAUAAAGACAAACUGAAAAGUCCAUGAGGAUGUUGUUGCAACUGAGAAGUACACUUUCUACCUAAGAUGCAGAAAUUCGUGUUCUUAGAAGGUAAUCGGAACUUGAAAUGUACAGUAAUGAACUUCAGUGGAUAUUCUAACUUCCUGCUUGUCCGAUACAUGGAUGAUGAAAACUAAUGAUUUCUCCCUACUCAGUAUGGUGAGCACUGGAAACCAUCUGUGUUAAUAUAUAAAAAUCCAUUCAACCCUCCAGAAGAAUGUAAAUGUUGGCCUUUUAUCAGCUAGAAGAUUUCAUGUAUUGUGGAUUACAAAAAUCGUUUUUGAAAGCCAGCCAUCUAAGAUUUGAGGAGGUAAAAGUCUCAAGAUUGCUAAAGAGUUUCCCUUUGACAAAAUCUGUGGUGUAAUUAGGAAACAACUUAGUUCUUCUUAAAGUAAUUGUAUGUUUUUCAGUUUAUAAAGGAGUUGGCAAGGGCUUCCUGCUUUAAAUCCUUUCAGCAAACAGUAGUUUUUAUCAAUACCCAUUUGGUUUCUGACUUCCCUUAGCAUCAGAGUUACAUGAGCACGAAUCUUAAUUUUUAAAUAUGGGUUCAUCACACAGAAACACAAGGUUCAGUUCUUGACUGCUCUCCUUGUGUCAUAGAUUCAAAGGAUACUCAUCUCAAGGAGGCAGAUUUAGAAAAUAGAAAAUGUCUUGGGUAAUUAAGUUUAUUAAAUCGCCUGUCAAUUGUGGUCAGAUUAGCAGAAAAUGGUCUACCAGGGAAGGUCUUGAGACUGAAUGCCUUGCCUUAGAAGUCCUCCUGCACACUGUAUCUGGCCAAAACUGGACAGGUUUUAGAGCUAGACAAACCCCUGAAAGAAACAAAUCACUAUUGUUUUCUAGUGGAUUCUUCUUCCAAACCCAAGAUCCUUCAGAAUAAUCAAUUGCUUUGUAAGAGUUGAGGAACUUUAUAGGCAGAAAAGUACCAUGCCCUACUCCUCCCAAGAUGAGUGAGAAAAAAAUGGUGAAUCAGAGCUUCCCAUGUCCUUAGUGAAACUUGCCAGCAAAUCGCCAAGAAAGCAGACCAUGGCAAACAAACCAUGACAUUCAGGGAGAUGUCCAAGCCUUUUUGUCCUGCUUAUGUUUAGAAUAAUGCCUUAUCUUUGUAUCAGGGUUUUUACAAAAUACCAUUUCAUUCCGAUCAGACAUAUGAGAAGUCUUCAUAAAGUUCAUGGAAAAUGCUCAUUAUGAAAAAAAACUAUGCAUGUAUUUCAAAAAAUUGUUGCACUAAGAUAAACACCUUUAAAUUUCAUUUUCUGUGAACUUUUUGAAGUAUCUUCAUAGCGCUCUUAAGAUGACAUUAUCUGGUCACCAUUAUAGAAGCCACAUCAAACUCCUAUCUGUGUUCAAUAGCCAUGAAAUAAAUACCUCGCAGGGGCUACUUUGAGGGAGUCUGGGCUACAGAGGAUCAGGCAAGGCUCCUGACCUCAGAGUGUUUGUAACUAGAAAGAGCAUUGAUGAUUAACACAGCCCGCUCUGGAAGUCCUUUAGGCUCAGUCGCAGCUGCCUUUGUAAACGGGGUCAAAAGCUACAGUCCCUGCUGCAGUGGGCUAGCAGUCUGUUAGUCUUGAAAACUCACUUUGUCGUAUGAAUUGAGAGAUGCUCAGAUCAUUUCCUCCAUCCUAGGCAUCUUACCUCCUUUUGCUGAUCAGUGUGUACCUAAACUGUCCUAGAUAUAUUCAGAUUCAGUAUCUCUCACCCAAAAUGUUUGAGACCAGAGUAUUUCUUAUUUCAGAUUUUGGAAUAUUGGCACAGAAAUAAUGAGAUAAUCUUGGGAACAGGAACCAAGUCUAAACUAAAAUCAUUCUGUGUUUUAUAUACAUCCUGUACACCUAGCCUGUAUGAUACUUGUAGUGUACCUAUAUUUUGACUGUGACCCAUCACAUGAAGUCAGAUGUGGAAUUUUCCACUUGUGGCAUCAUGUUGGUACUGAAGAGUUUGGAUUUUGGAUUAUUUUGGAUUUUGGAUUUAAAAUUAGGGAUGCUCAACCUGUAUUGUCUUUCUGUUUGGAGGUAGAUUCCACCAAUUCUGCCUGUGUUCUUACUGCAUUCUUCAUAAUUUUGGGUAGUAAAAGAUAUGUAACAUAAAAUUCACCAUUUUAACUAUUUUAAGUAUAAAAUGCAGUGACAUUAAGUGCAUUCAUUGUGCCACACUCACCAAUAUCCAUCUCCAUAAUUUUCCCAUCAUUCCACACAGAAGCCCUGUGCCCACUGAACAGUGACUCCCAUGACCCUCUUCUCAGCCUGUAAUAACCACCACCCUGCUUUCUGUCUACAGAUUUGCCUAUCCUAGGGACUUCAAAUAAGUGGAGUCUUACAGUCUUUGUCUUUUUAUGUCUGUCUUAUUUCACUUACCAUAAUGUUUUCAAUGUUUAUCCAUGUUGUACCUUGUAUCAGUAUUUUCCUUUUAAGACUAAUAUUCCACUGUGUCACUGUGUGUGUGUGUAAUUCAUAUUGAUUAUGUAUUCCUCAGUCAUUUUUCAUAACUCUUCAAGAUGAUUUGCCUUUAGUUCCUCUUGCUGCAGGUAAAGUAAUUGUUUCUCCUGCCUCAAUGGUAAUAAAUAUGAAAAGUUUGGUGGGUAAUCAAAUAAAAACAGAUACAGACAGUCCCCAACUUACAGUGGUUCAACUUACAAUUUUUUUAGCUUUACAAUGAUGAAAAAGCCAUACACAGUAAUUAGGCUCUGAACUUUGUAGUUUGAUCUUUUCCUGGGCUAGUGAUGUCUGCUAUGACACUGUCUGCUCUUGGCAUGCUCCUGUGGCAGAGAGCGGCAGCUCCCAGUCAGCCACAAAGCUGAGUGGCCAACGCUGCAGUGUGUUGUGUUGCUAAGCCAUGGUGUGCUGUAGAUUUGGUAUAUUAGAUGCAUUGUCAGUUUAUGACAUUUUCCACUUAACAAUGGGUUUAUCUGAUAGAACCCUAUCAAAAGUUGAGGAGCCCCUAUAUGCUGACUCUUAGAGGCUUUUGCUAGAAUUUGUCCAUAGUGGUGAGUACUGAUGUUUUGAGAGAAAUCUAUAAAAGCAUUCGAUUUGAAUGGAUUCUUGGAAAAGUAAAUAUUUGAUUUGAUUUGUGUAGAUUAGUUACUACCAGGGCUACAAGCAAGCAACCUUGACAGGUGAGCUGCCACCUCCUUCAGUAACCCUUUCUUCCCAACGUGAUGCCUGCUGAGAGUUCUAAUGUUUAAAUCAACUCUGGGAAAAGAACUUAAAACAACAACAACCUGUUACUUAAGACUAAAGUGCACAAGUUAUUGAAUUAUCUUUCAUGGAGUUAUCCUAUUUUUUAAACCUUUCCAUUAGUUAUGGAAUGAAGGGCUUUACAUUGGCUUGUGGGAAUUUGAAGAUCAACACAGGUGACUGGGGUUUGGGAAGGGUGAGGGGAGGUUUCAGCUUCCUGUACUCAGUAACUUAGUCCUGCCUCUGAUGGUCCCUUUUCCCCCCGGACAAUUCCCUCCCUCACUCCACCUCCCAAAUCUUGAACAGAGUCCUCCUCUCUAUAAUCAUGUCUCUUAUCUUUCCAUGACUUCUGUAUUGUGUUCCUGCUGAAUCUUUAAAAAAAUAUAUUUAUUUAUUUAUUUAUUUAUUUGCUUUGGAAGACAGAUAACUGUCAUCUACUGGUUUACUCCCCAAAUGUCCACAACAGCUGAGGCUGGGCCAGGCCAAAACCAGGAACCAAGAACUCAAUCCAGGUCUCCCACAGAUGUGGCAGGGACUCAACUACUGGCGCCGUCUCUGGCUGCCUCUCAGGGUGCAUGUUAGCAGGACCUCGAGACUGGGAGCAGAGCUGAGACUUGAGCCUAAGUGCUUUGGUGUGGGAUGCUGGCGUCCCAAGCAGCAUCUUCAGCUGUGCCAAACACCAGCACCAUUGCUGAAUCUUUCUAUCCUUGUCACCGUGACUUCACCCAUUUCCAGGUCCCAGAAUCUGUUUUGAUAAUUCACUGACUUGCUUCUGAGUCCCCUGCUCAACUGUUUCAAAUGUGUUUUCAUCUAAGCUUGCUUUCUUAUCCUUUCCUCUCCACCUGCCCCACCCACCCACAACCUUGACAUAGUUCAGCUCCAUCUCUUCCGGUAUUACCACAGAAAAUCAAGUGACAUCACCAGUUAAUGGAGUCCAUUACAAAGCCAGGUUGUGCAGUGGAUCCAGGUCCUUGGCACUGCUCAACAAAACCCGUUGUGUUUUUCUUAUUGGACGCCUUCCUGAUUUCUCAGUAGCUACUUCAAACUUUUCAAGUUCCCUAUCCCGCUACUGCGGUGUCACUGUCAGCAAAGAGCCUUCAAGAAGUGUGGUGUGAAGAGUAAGAUGAUGGGCCCCAAAGUCAGAUAUCUUGGGUUUUUAUUCCAGCCAUGCUGCUAAAACAGCUGGUCACUUAAUCUCACUCCGCCACAGUUUCCUCAUCUAUAAAGUGGUGAUAAUAGAACCUGCCUGCAGCCUGUGGAGAGAAUUAUCCCUACAGCAGCUAAUAUGUGUAAAUGCUUAGACCUGGGCAUAUCACGUGGUAAGAUGGAUUGUACUGUCAUUACUUAAACGUCCAAAGGCAGUAGUUAUUCUUUUCUCUCUUCCCCAAAAGAAGAAAUGUGUUAUUUCCCUCUCUGAGGUAAAUGCCCUACUUGUGUUCCUGAUCUCAUUUCUGCUUGCUCUCUAAAGACAUUUGUUUAUUCAAUAAUCAGGUAAUUAUUGAAAGUCAAAGAUACACAAGGUGUCAUCCAGGAGCUUGCAGAAAAUGCGUAUUAUGAAAAAACUGUGCAUGGAUUUAACUUGUCAGAAAAUGCAUAUUAUAAAAAAACUGUGCAUGUAAA
This is a messenger RNA of Oryctolagus cuniculus (rabbit), 6820 nucleotides long. RefSeq names its product cell growth regulator with ring finger domain 1 (gene CGRRF1). Lineage: Eukaryota; Metazoa; Chordata; Mammalia; Lagomorpha; Leporidae. The record is from RefSeq and is a predicted model, not a curated record. Gene Ontology annotation, biological process: negative regulation of cell growth.